AUGCACGAGGCAGCAUCUGGUAUGAAGUGGGAUCUGCCCAACUUCAUGUGCUCCAUCACUUCCUUCACAUUUUUCUCCACAAUCUACACCAGCUCCUUGCUGCUGAUGGCAGUCAGUGUGAUCCGCUACAUAGGAGUAGCAUUUCCUAUCACCUAUCAUCUACUGCAGAAACCUGUGUAUGCAAUUGUUAUCAGUGUUGCUGUUUGGCUCAUCUCAUCAGCACACUGCAGUAUCAUUUUCAUCAUCCAGCAUCACCCAUCUCUGGCCAGUAAUAACUCCAAUGCGUGUUAUGAACAGUUUUCAGAGAAGCAGUUGGAGAUCCUCCUCCCAGUACGUCUGGAGAUUUUCUUUGUACUCUGCCUCAUACCGCUUCUUAUUUGUGUUUACUGCUCCUUGCGCUGCAUCUCGAUUCUGUACAGCCUAUCCGGGAUAUCCCAGAUGCAGAAACAGAAGGCCAUUGGCAUGGCCUCAGGGACUCUUGCUGUGUUCCUUAUUUGUGUCCUGCCAUUCAGUUUAUCUCAUUUAGUGGGUUACAUCCAGGGACUAAGUCCAGAGUGGAGGUACUACAUGUUGCUUCUGAGCUGUUUCAACACCUGUAUCGAUCCCAUCAUCUUCUACUCUUCCUCGUCUACCUUUCGCUUCUCAAGUGAAACAUUCAUUUUUAGGAAGUGGUUCACUUUUUUAGGACUGAAAAGGAACAACAGCACCACUAACUAA
This is a messenger RNA of Haplochromis burtoni (Burton's mouthbrooder), 717 nucleotides long. RefSeq names its product free fatty acid receptor 3-like. Gene Ontology annotation, molecular function: G protein-coupled receptor activity. Gene Ontology annotation, biological process: cellular response to fatty acid; G protein-coupled receptor signaling pathway. Gene Ontology annotation, cellular component: plasma membrane. The transcript has a single exon. Bases 1 to 717 code for a protein of 238 amino acids. NCBI's taxonomy places the organism in Eukaryota, Metazoa, Chordata, Actinopteri, Cichliformes, Cichlidae. The record is from RefSeq and is a predicted model, not a curated record.